This is a messenger RNA of Sphenostylis stenocarpa, 1425 nucleotides long. Lineage: Eukaryota; Viridiplantae; Streptophyta; Magnoliopsida; Fabales; Fabaceae. The record is from the annotation of a GenBank genome assembly.
AUGAGGCAGCACAAGCAGGUUUCAGUCCUUAACCGGCGACCCACCGUCCUUUAUCUGGUGUUCGCUGCGGCAUUGUUCUCUUUCCUCCUCUUUUACAUCCAAUCCUCUUUCUUUGCUGGCUCCGUCUCUUCGGAUCGCGACUCCGAAAUGAUCCGGGUCUUGUCUAACUUUCAGUCCAGUGUUCAGCAAUGUGUGGAUAACAGGGGUCUAGGACUCACUGCUCAUAUCAUUGACCAUUGUAAAUUGAUCCUUAAAUACCCUGAAGGUACCAACAGCACUUGGUACAAUGCACAGUUUAAGAAAUUUGAGCCGUUGGAGUACAGUUAUGAUGUGUGUGAGGCAAUCCUGUUGUGGGAACAGUAUCGGAACAUGACAACUGUGUUGACCAGAGAGUAUCUUGAUUCUCGACCUGGUGGUUGGGUGGAUUACGCUCCACAAAGGAUAGCACAGUUGGGGACAAAGAAGUGCACUAACAAGACUCUUUGCGAAGAGAACCUCAAUGUGUUAUUACCUGCAAAGCCCCCAUUUCACCCACGGCAGUUUCGAACAUGUGCUGUUGUUGGGAAUUCUGGAGACCUUCUGAAGACCGAAUUCGGCAAAGAAAUUGAUAGUCAUGAUGCUGUUUUUCGAGACAAUGAGGCCCCUGUUAAUGAGAAAUAUGCCAAAUAUGUUGGUCUUAAGAGGGAUUUCCGACUAGUUGUAAGAGGUGCUGCUCGUAACAUGGUCCCUAUUCUGAACGGAUCUGACAAUGAAGUUCUCAUAAUCAAAAGUCUGACACACAGAGAAAUCAAUGCAGUUAUAAAGACCAUACCCAAUCCAGUCUAUCUUUUCCAAGGAAUUGUACUUCGUCGAGGUGCCAAAGGAACUGGGAUGAAAUCUAUUGAGUUAGCGCUCUCUAUGUGUGAUAUAGUUGAUAUAUAUGGAUUCACUGUUGAUCCAGGAUACACGGAAUGGACAAGAUACUUCUCUAAGCCUAGGAAGGGACACAAUCCACUUCAAGGAAGAGCAUAUUACCAACUUUUAGAAUGUCUUGGGGUAAUCAGGAUUCACUCCCCUAUGAGAUCUAAGAGGAGAGAAGACUGGUCAGAUAUACCUAGUAGAGAAAUGAUAACACAAGCACAUGCAGCAGCUUUGCGCUUGAAAAAGAAUCAAGGUCAGAGUGAUGAUUUAGGGCAGUUUGGCAAUUGUAAUGUGUGGGGCAAUGUGGAUCCAGAUAACAGUGGCCCUGUCUCAGGAUCACCAGACAUGAGUGAUGUCAGGAAAUAUUCAAAUUAUAAUAAAUGGGAAGUCAUGCCUUUUGAGAGUUUGAGGAGAGAAGCACAGGAUCAUUAUAACCAGAUGCAAGGAGUCUCUCUGUAUAAAAUGGAUGGCAAUAGGUUGGAUGAUCUAGUAUGUGUGAGACAUUCCUUAAAAUCUGAAGCCUAA